GGCUCCAGCACCGACCGUUGAACAGCUGCGAGACGAUUCGCCAUGGGUCGUGUCCGAACGAAGACUGUGAAGAAGGCCGCACGGGUGAUUGUGGAGAAGUACUAUGGCAAGUUGACCUUGGAUUUCCAGAUCAACAAGAAGAUCACCGAGGAGGUGGCCACGAUCCCUUCGAAGCGGCUGCGGAAUAAGAUCGCUGGCUUCACGACACACCUCAUGAAGCGCAUCCAGAAGGGUCCCGUGCGUGGCAUCUCGCUGAAGCUCCAAGAGGAGGAGCGCGAGAGGAGGAUGGAGUUCGUGCCCGAGCGUUCGGAGGUGAACACGGAGUACAUCCAGGUAGACCCUGACACCCGGGACAUGUUGAAGGAGAUGGAGAUGGACAAACUGCCCAACAUCAGCAUCUCCAACGUCACCCUCUCAGGCCAGAUGCGUUUGAUGCAGCUCUGUUGUCUCCUCCCCAAGCACUUGGCAACCGCACCGCGCUUUAGGGAGAUGACUUUCCUGUCCCAGAUGUCAAAAAUUGGGGGCAGGGAGUCAGUCUUAGGGAGAGAGCCUGAGUGCAGACUGAUGGCAAUAGUAGGGAAUUGCAGACGCAGUGGGAUUUCCUUCAUCCCUGUGAUGAAGUCGGGUCACAGCAUCAGUCUCGCCACUAACACCUUCCAUGUACGACUUAUAGAAAGAGGUUUGAAGCCUCUGCAACGUCACAAAGUGCUUGGCUUCAGUCACGGAGUUUCCAGUUUACAUCGGAUCACCUCUUCCAAAUCACUCCGAACAGUAAUUUUAGAUGCCUUUUUCCGCUUCAUUCCACUUCAUCUUCCGGCUUUUCUUCGGGCCUUGCCUCCGUCCGCACCGCCCAGGACGGCCUUAGGUCUCCCGUCUCGGACGAACAACACGGUCGGUGGCGUGCGGUGAGAAAGAAACCGCACCAGAGCGCUGCACAGUGAGUGGAUGGAAAGAAUCUGGGAGAUGAUCAACUAGCCUAGUUGAGGCAGAAAGAGAUGGGCGCCACUGUUUCGUGGUCCGGGGAAAAGUGAGCACGGUGAAAGACUGCUCA
This is a messenger RNA of Durusdinium trenchii, 1051 nucleotides long. NCBI's taxonomy places the organism in Eukaryota, Dinophyceae, Suessiales, Symbiodiniaceae. The record is from the annotation of a GenBank genome assembly.